AAUUUCUUUUUUUAACCGACUUUCUUUGUCUUUGUUUAUCAAUGCUUUAUUAAACCCUAUUGUCUUCCAUUACUCCUUAUUUAAUUUAACUGGUUCAAUAAUCUUCUUUUUCUCGCUAAAUUUCACUCAUUAUCCUUGAUUGAAUCACUGCUAAUAUUGAUAAAAUAUUGAAACAAAAGAGUGUUUGAAUAUCUUAGCAAACCGUUAAAAGACGUGGAGCUUACUUUCACUUGAUUUUUCAAGUGUACAUUCAAUAUGCUUCAAGUCAAUACGUUAGACCUCCAGAUAAUUUAGCAGCUGCUUUUGCCACUGAAUUAAAUUCAUUAAAUGUAACUAAACCAGCCUUCAAAAUCAAAGGAAUCUCACAAAAAUUGGAUAAUUAUUACCAUGUUGGUGUAGUUUUUUGCUAUAGCAAUAACAAUAACACACUUACUGGUGGAACAAUACAAACCCAAUCUGGUAUAUCAACACUUUGUGCACAAUUGUCUGAUCAAAUUGAUGAUGCAAAUAUACUUUUGAAAACAUUUAAAAUUGCUCUCUAUUUAAUAGAUUGCUUUUUAAUACAAAGCGCCUUUCCUGGUUCCUUAUAUGACUUGGAUAUUGUUACUGGUGUAACCAAAAAUUUACAGACAAAGAUUGGUUUUCCUGUUAUAAUCAUUUUCAUUGACAAUAAUCUUCAAAAUCGAUGGCAGUUGACAUUCGACUAUAAUUAUCAUCCUUGUCAAUCACUUUAUUUCCUCUGGAAUAAUCAGCGAAACAGUUAUGGGACAAAUAUCCGAUAUUUGGCCGGUAACGUGCUUGUAAUCUUGGUUUAUAUUAUGCUUCAACAGAUAAAGGAAUGAAAAAUGUAAAGACCCAAAUGGUUUCAAGUUCCCUGUCAUUAGUAUCAGUAAUUGUCAGUGACAAACCGAAAUCCAAAAUAAAAAGCAGUAUUCUAUUGAAGUCCAAGUCGAAUAUCGGUCUUAAUCUUAAAAGUAAAUCACAAAGCCAAAUCAAAAAAUCAAAAACCAAACUAAAAAGAGAUAAAGAAUCAAAAACUAAGCUAACGAGAACUGCACCAUCAAAGACUCAGCUACCAAAAACGGGACCAUCAAAGACUCAGUUACUCAAAGCUGAGCCAGAUAAAGCUCAAACAUCGAAGACUCAGCUAUUAAAAACUGAACCAAUGAAGACUCAGCUAUCAAAGACUCGACUAUCAAAGACUCAACUACCAAAAACUGGACCAUCAAAGACUCAGUUACUCAAAGCUGAACCAAUGAAAACUCAAACAUCGAAGACUCAACUACCAAAAACUGGACCAUCAAAGACUCAGUUACUCAAAGCUGAACCAAUGAAAACUCAAACAUCGAAGACUCAACUAUCAAAGACUCAGCUAUUAAAAGCUGAACCAAUGAAGACUCAGCUAUCCAAAACUCAACUACCAAAAACUGGACCAUCAAAGACUCAAUUACUCAAAGCUGAACCAAUGAAGACUCAAACAUCGAAGACUCAAAUGCCAAAAACUGACCUAUCAAAGACUCAACCAUCAAAAACUAAACUACCAGAAGUCAAAACAAAUAAACAAAAAUAAAAUAAUUUUGUUGCCGAUGUUUAUAACCAUGACAAUAUUUGUAGCAAAAUCAAUAAAACGGGUUGAUCAGCAGCGAAGAAAAAUUAUUUGAUAGUGUCGAGGCAAAUCUACUGUUUCAAGGUUGGCUCCAAAUGACCAGAUCAAGAAGAAAAAUAACGGAAAUUUAAUCAUGUUUUUCUGUUAAUCGUUACAGUUUAAUAAGCUGAAUUAAAACAGGUUAUGGAUGCAACCGGAAAAUUUCAUUAUCAAAAUCAUAAGUCGGCUCAGACUAGGAUUAUCAAUUUCUCAAGCUAAGACUGGGAAUGACCCUCCGAUGAAUAUCUGAUAACUAACUGUUCAUGAUUCGCUAUCAAAAUACCCAAAACAGUCAUGGAAUGACACAAGAAUACUGGUGCUAAUGAAAUAAAAUGACUGAAAAUCUCAAAUUUCGUCAAAUUGAGGCUAUUUAAAGGUGUAGGUUACUUGAAAAUUACAUUCCAAGCUCAAGAAAAAAAGCAAAAUGGCAGAGAAACAGGUUACUGGAGGUGUUGAAAGAGGUGCACCUGGUAUUAGCACAGAAUGCUUUCUAAUCUAAAGAUAAACAAGGGCUAAUUACCUUGAGAAUGACCUAAACACGAGAAGCCCCAAAGGCAAUGUUUACCCAUACACUGUUAUUGUCGCCAGUAUGGCUGGCAAAACUGGUCUUCAUAUGUUUACGGAGGGGAAGAGAUGGACAGAGAAGACUGUUUGUCUCCAAAAACAAGGUUUUCAAGUUUUAAGGCUGGACAGGUCAGUUUCUAAAAAUGAGAAUAAAGACUUUUGAGACAAUGAAAACAAAGGUACAAUGGAAGCUUUUUGUUAAAGUCUUGAUGUCCAGUCAACACUUUGGAAGACGAAUUAAGUUGUUGGAUCAUACUGGAUGCUAGGAUCUUUACUCGAGAUUAUUGAAACUCUCAUCGAUGGUUCCAAUGAAAUUGAUCAAUUAUUACAUUAUACGAGCAAGAACUGCAAACUCACUGUACUUCAAUCAGCCAUCAAUAAAUCUUAAAAUUCCUGUAAUCGUAUAAGAAACUAAUGGUAUCUCUUCAAAUCCUCCAUUAAGAUGGAUCAAAGAUUUGGCUAAAACAUAAAUCAAGAGAAGCUAAUUUUUGAUCAAUAUUAAUAUCCAUUGAACCAUUAUUGGCAACAAUUAUUAAGAUGUGAUAUAUAUUUUGUACAUUAGUGAUUAUAUCAAGUUACUUUUUUGGGUUUUUAAUGUACAAUAUUUAACUUUACCUAAAAUGUAUCUUUAUUUUUUACUAAUCAUUUUUCCUAGUUUUACAAGUCAGCAAUCUACAUCUAUUAACACCAGUACUCCCGGUCCAACUAGCACAUUAAAUCCAAAAAAUCCAACUCCAUUUGAGUUUGAAUUUCGCUCAUUGAAAAUUGUGAAACCUUCGGUUGCCAUAAAAAAUUUAACUCGCCCAUUGGAUGACUUCUUCCAUAUCGGUGUUUAUUUUGUUUUGCAUAAAGAUCAAACAUUUAGUAACCCCAAAACAACAAUUAAAUCAUCACCAGAAUCAUUCUUAACCAAACAAAUCGCGGAAGCAAACAAAGUUUUGAGCAGAUAUACAAUUGCACUCUAUUUAAUUGAUUACAUAUUCAUUCAAAGUCCAUUUCCAUCUCCAACAUAUUAUAAUAUUUACAAACGAGUAACUAAUAUUUUGAGUACCACCAUUGGUUUCCCUGUUAUAACAAUUUUCGUUGAUGAAAAAGUUCCAAAUCAAUGGCAUGUAACCAAAAAUAAUACUUUUGCGCCUUGUGGGCCAACUUUUUUUCACUGGAAUCCUACUUUAACCAGUAUAGAUCAAACCACAAAUGAGACUAGAAGAAUCCGUUUUUUAUAUGGUAAUGUGAUAUUUAAAUUGUUCAAUAGCGAUACCGCAGUGUGCACACUUUGUAAGGAUGCAUGCUUUAAAGAAUUGGCUGAUAAGCAAUGGACAGAGGUCAAGUUUUACCACUCGGAAUGUUUGCAUCAGAAUAUGCGAGAAAGCUAUUACCUUGGACCAUUCACUUGUUUCACUGUGUUACCAAUGUUCACCCGCAGACCUCAUUGUGGUAAUGGUGUUAUAGAGGGAAAAGAGCAAUGUGAUUGUAUCGGUCCUUGUGGUCAUUGUCGCUUCAAUUGUACCUUGAAACCCCGUAAACAGAGUGCAUCUUCUUCUUUUAUUACUCCUAGUUUCAAAAUAGCUGUGUUAGGAGUUGCUUUCUUGGCUCUACUUGUUUCUGGUACAUUCCUGCUUCUACGUGAUUCAGGAAAAAUUUUAGCAUUCUUUGGAAGUCCAACGCCCAUAGAUCGAUUCAGACCGGAUCCUCAACAACAACAACAACAGCAGCAGCAGCAGCAACUACAACAACCGCCUGAAUUACAGAUGAAUAAAUCGAAGGCUUGAGUAAGAUGUUUGCUUGAACCAUUGUAAUAAUAGAAGGAUAAUACAAUUAUCAUGUGGUCACCAGAUUGUAAAGAUUAAGCCAAUUCUUUGGAAUCGUCAUUAACUUAACGUCAAAGACAAAAACGUACGAUCUGAGGCAUCUGUAAAUGGCUUUGACUAAUUUUGUUAGAAUAUGAUUGAAAUGUAAUUGACAAAAAAUUGACUGAUCUUAAUAGUUUUGUCGUACAUCGUGUUGCAUCUUGAAAUACAUUAUUAAGUUUGCACUUUGAUAUUUAUAAUAUUUAGAUGUUUUAUUGCAUCUUAAUGAAAAUUUAUUGGUAAAUUAAAGCUUAAACUUGAUUGAUACAUUUAUGAUUGUAGUUACAAUGAAUUAGUUUAGCUGUAAUGGGUAAA
Messenger RNA from Tetranychus urticae (two-spotted spider mite), 4374 nucleotides. Lineage: Eukaryota; Metazoa; Arthropoda; Arachnida; Trombidiformes; Tetranychidae. The record is from RefSeq and is a predicted model, not a curated record.